Molecule: messenger RNA, 5919 nt
Organism: Cuculus canorus (common cuckoo)
Lineage: Eukaryota; Metazoa; Chordata; Aves; Cuculiformes; Cuculidae
Gene: STK35
Product: serine/threonine kinase 35
Exons: 3
Coding region: 266-1396 (376 amino acids)
Biological process (GO): autophagy; axon extension; positive regulation of autophagy
Cellular component (GO): autophagosome; cytoplasm
Molecular function (GO): protein serine/threonine kinase activity; ATP binding
Source: RefSeq, a predicted model, not a curated record
GUAAAGGGAUUUCUAACCACUGGCGCUACCGAACCGCGCGCCGCUACUGGGGUUGAGUGGCGUGAGCCCCGUUCUCUGCUCACCUUCUCCCCCCUCCCCCGCAGCCGCAGUUGGUUCGCCCCCCGCCGCCGCGAUUGGCCGAGCGCUUAAAGGGGCCGGCAGCGCGCGCUUUUCCGCGGCGCGUGCCCCCUCACCCGGCGCGGGGUGAGGGGGGGGCGCGGCGGGUGCGGCGCGCGAGGCCCCCCCCCCUCCGCCGCCCCUCGCGAUGGACGGCGGCCGCGAGGGGACGCAAAGGGCGGCGAAGCGGAGGCGGCGGGGCGCGCGGCGGGGCCCCAUGGCGGCGGCGGGGCCGGGGCCCGGGCCCGGGCCCAGCCCCGGCGGCUCGGCCCCGCGAUACAGCCUCUUGGCCGAGAUCGGUCGCGGGGCGUACGGCGUGGUGUACGAGGCGGUGUCCGGGCGCAGCGGGGCCCGGCUGGCGGUGAAACGGAUCCGCUGCGACGCCCCCGAGAACGUGGAGCUGGCGCUGGCCGAGUUCUGGGCCCUGACGAGCCUGCGGCGGCAGCACCCCAACGUGGUGCGCUUCGAGGAGUGCGUGCUGCAGCGGCACGGGCUGGGGCAGCGCAUGAGCCACGGCAACAAGCGCAGCCAGCUCUACCUGCGCCUCGUCGAGACCUCCCUCAAAGGUGAGAGAAUCCUGGGCUAUGCGGAGGAGCCAUGCUAUCUCUGGUUCGUCAUGGAAUUCUGCGAAGGAGGAGACCUCAACCAUUAUGUGCUGUCACGAAGACCUGACCCUGCGACGAACAAGACCUUCAUGCUGCAGCUGACCAGUGCCAUUGCCUUCCUCCACAAGAACCAUAUUGUCCACCGGGACCUGAAACCGGACAACAUCCUGAUAACUGAGAAGUCUGGCACCCCUGUUCUCAAGGUAGCUGACUUCGGGCUGAGCAAGGUGUGCGCUGGCCUGACUGCUCGGGGCAAGGAGAGUGGGCAUGAGAACAAAAAGGUGAAUGUGAAUAAGUACUGGCUGUCUUCUGCUUGUGGCUCCGAUUUCUACAUGGCGCCUGAGGUUUGGGAAGGACACUACACUGCCAAGGCUGACAUCUUCGCCCUCGGUAUCAUCAUCUGGGCCAUGAUCGAGAGGAUAACCUUCAUUGACGCAGAGACCAAGAAAGAGCUGCUGGGGACCUACAUCAAGCAAGGGACCGAGAUUGUACCCGUUGGGGAAGCGCUGCUAGAAAACCCAAAGAUGGAGCUGCAUAUCCCUCAGAAACGCAGGACUUCCAUGUCUGAGGGGAUCAAGCAACUCCUGAAAGACAUGUUGGCUGCUAACCCACAGGAUCGACCUGAUGCCUUUGAGCUUGAAACCAGAAUGGACCAGGUUAUAUGUGCUGCUUAAAUUCCGGGCAAGGCACUGCUGUGCUUUGCAGCUGGGUUUAUUUACCAGGGACCCAUGAUCUCCAUUAUUUACGUGCAACGAGGGAAGUCAAAGAGAAGGGAAGGUGGUGAUAAAGUUGAUCUCUGGUCUGCGGCAUCUCCUGCAAUGUGAAAUCUUUGGUUGUUAACUUUGUUUUGUUGGGAAGAGCUGUUCUGGGCAUGCAAAGGGUCUGUAAAAGAGCACAAACUAGCAGCUCUUGUGCUAUGUUAAAGAAGAUCCAGACAGCAGAGCUGCCUUUGCCCAGCCCUCCCCGUAUCUCCUGUGCUGCCAUUUGAUUCAGCAGACGUUCCUAGAGAAGAUCUGGUUCCGUAACGGGGUGGGAAUCAGUAACCCAGCAGUGUGGGUAUGCUGCCAGGCAUCAGCUCUGAGGGCAGUUGGGCACAACUUUGGGUUUAAAGCUAUUGCUUUUGCUGAGGUGAAACAGGAGCAAAGCAGUUGCUGGGUUUGCAAUGGCAGUGUGCUUUAGAAAAAAAAAAAGCGACUCUCUCUGGCCUCGUGUUGCAAACAGCUGAAUGCUUUCAGAGCCCAGCAGCUUCUGAAGAGGCGGGUGCUGCCCAGCCUGCGAGCAGUUAAUGCUAGGAUAGAGUAGCGUGAGCAAGUUGGGGAGGCAUUUGGCAAGGCAGGGCCGCUGCUGCCACAGGGAGACCUUCCUUCUCCCCAAGCUGGGUUUCACUGGUAGCGUUUGUUCUGGUCUUUCUGUAGAGAGGGCAACGAGGAGCCUGUAGGUACAUUUUCAGUCAGACACUCUCAGCACACAAGAGAAGCAGAAAGCAGUCUGCUACCGUGAUCUGUGUAAUGCCAAACUCCAGUUGUUAGGAACAAUACUUGGGAGAGGAGGGGGUUUGGCUUGCGGGCUGGGUUUCUAGCCUCCCACAAAACGCUUUUCCCUGCUACAUGACCAUCUCCGGGAAGCAAAAGGCAAUGCUGCUGUUUAGGUUUGGUUACAAUACAGCUCAGGUAAGGAGAUUGGGACCUCGGGCUGAGCAGUUGAUACUUGAUUUCCUUGCCUAUAUUUAAAGCAACACUAAUAUUCUGGGGCUGACCCUGUGCUGAUGGUCUUGAGACCUUGCUCACUGUAAAUGCAAUGUAAAGCACCACUUCUUUUCACCGACUGAAACAUUUCUCACCAGGCUGACUCCCCCAGCAGCAGUUUGGGGAGUGGGCGGCUCUGACGCAGCAGUGCUCGCAAGCAGCUAUGCCAGUGCUUGACCCUCACCACAGCUACAGGCAGAGAGGGUCCCUCUGAUCCUUUCAUCCCUGGCUGUGGGAAUAUCUCCCUGCCUUGCCACAGGCUGCAGCUUUCCUGUGUCAUCACUGGAGGCUUCCUGAAUCAGCAACACCUCUCUUUGUAUCUCCUCAGUGUGCUUUGACCUCACAGGCACGAGCAGAAAUGCAGGCAAUUCAGGUGGGCUAAGGCAGAGCUACAGCAGGGAAAGGAGGGAGGGCUUACUUUUUUCUUUUCCAUCUAUUCCGGGACACAAAUCUGAGGCUGUUGCUGCAAGAAGGCCAGGAUGGUGAUGCUAGGAGGCUCCAGACCAUCUGUCUGUGACUUGUGAAGGUUCAGGCAGCACAAAUUCAGUACAAAGACCCCAUUCCCACGCUGCUCUUCUGUUUGUUCCUAGGGAUGCUUUUGUGGGCUGUGGGCAGACCACAGCCAGACCAUGACUCUGUGGCCUCCUUCCAGGCUGGUUACUGGGGUUUGCGCAGUGAGGGGUUGGUUAGCGGGUGCUGUGCUUGGCCCUGGCCACAGAGCACUCUAGGGAGCUUUGGCUGCUCAUUCCUCUCUAACUGGCAGCAGAUCCCUGCAGCAGCCGUGCUGAGGAGCUACAGCAGACAGGUUUUUCCCCCUCAGCUCCGAGGGUCCUGCAUUCCACGGGAGGGCUGUGAUGGGAUGAGAGCUGAACCCUGCAGUUCACAAGUGUGCAGUGUUAGUGCCCUGUUCACUGGACCAUCCCUUCUCCACCUGACAGAGCCAUCGCGCCUGACUGUUAUUUAUAACUUAACCCUGGCUCAAACAGGUGCAAUGAGGGCUUCACCCUCCCAGCCCUGCUGGAAAAGCCCCUCACCAGGUGUUACAUCCCAGUUGAAGGGAGCUUCCUAGCACGAGGUUUCCAUGUGUGGAAACCAAGCCUGAAAUGCAGGACAUGGAGGUAAAAGGUGGUGAGGGGAUUGCUUACUGGCACCCUGCUCCUCUCCGGGAAUGAGCAGGCAGGUAGCAUCCAGGCCAGCCCUGGGAGGGUCAACCUCUUUGUCCACUGCUGUUUCAGGCCAUCUUCAAACCACACGUCUCCACCUCAGCUUUUAAAGCAGCUUCAUGUUAGUGAACUAGACCAUAGUGCCUUAUUUAGGAUUUGGGAGACGCUUCCAAAGGAUGCUAAGCCUUUGGUCAAUGUGGAUGUUUCCCUGGUUAGUUUGUCCUUUUUCCUAAUUUCUCCCUGAUGAUUUUGCUGCUGUUUGUGCUCGACUGCCUAGACUAUUACAGGAACCUGCCUCGUGUUUACAGCUCCCAGCGUCUCUCUUCCCAGUUACUUUGGCCCCAGACCAGCACUCCCUCUAGAACAAGGUGGGAAUGGGGAACAGCUCAAACCUGCAUGUGCUGUGAGGUGGAGAACGUUUAGGCUUCUCUUCACAGGUUGGUCUGUUGGGCAUCUCCUGCCCAGCUCCUGCACGGUGACCUUCUCCCUCCACUGUAGACGUGUUUGGCAUUAGGAUGCACUGCUAGGAAAACUCUGGUUCAAGAAAGCAGCACCGAGCCUGCAGCCCAUCCAUCGCCCAGUGCAGGGCCGCGCUGUCUCCAUCUGUUCUGGGCUACAGCAAAGCUGAGUAUCCAGGUGCCAGAGGGUGGUUGGUGUGAGGGGAGCCAAGCACCCUCUUGCGAAACCCUGUCAGCUUCCGAGCUUGCGGAGCUGGGGCUCACGCUGGGGGGUUGAUUGUAUGAAACUGUUUACUUCUGACUAUGCUGUUUACAAGAAGGGGAUGGGGUGGGUGGGGGGAACAAGCCAAGCCUCAGGAGGAUUGGGAAACCUGUUAUCUGCACCAGCAAGACCAAUACUGCUGGCACUCGGUCUCCUGGCCAGCUUUGGUCCGUGGGGAGGAGAAAGCAGAGCUGGCUCUAGCCUAGAGGGGUUAGAUUACCUUCUACUCGUCCCUUGCUGCUGUGUCUGAGGUUCAGCAGUGCUAGUGGCAGAUAGGAGUUACCCCUGUGGUCUUCCUUCACUCCUCAGGACCCAGCUCCUUCACAUAUCAGAGGCUCACAGAGCCUUUCUGGAGCAAUAUGACUUAAAACAAGCAUUACCACCAUUGUGGAAAUCCUCAGUUGUGUACGUUGUCUGUCUCCUCUAUAUGCAGUACUGAGUCUGGGUUUAAGCUCUGCCAAACCUCAUGGGGCAACUGCUUCAGGGCACCAACCGGGAUGCGUUUCCCUGUGCUUUCUGCAGGUCACAAGAGUAGGGAAACACUUUGCUGCUUUCCUUUGGUCCCCUGGGUGUGCGCUGCCCAAGCCCCACACUACAGCCCAGGCGAGGGGGGCUCCUGGUCCCAUUCUGGCAACGCUGUUGCAGGCCAGGCACACAGUGCUCAGCCCUGUGCCGGUUCGGCUGUGCCACAGGAGCAGACUGUGCGCGUUGUUACCCUGGCUCCUCGCAGCCUCCCGUCCUGUUGGCCAAGCUGUGUGGGUCUGAGGCUCAUCAGAGGGGCAGCAUCUGGAAAGUGGAUGACUUGUGCUUGCUGGCUCCCUUGCCCAGGUACUGCCUGCAUUGCCGGUGGUGGGGAGAGCUGUGGUGGCGGCUCUUGUGCUGCUCAGCUGGUUACCGGGCACUUCCCAGCAUGCAGCCCUUGGCAUCUGAGAGCAUUCACACUUCAGAGCAGGGUGGUGGUUGCAGCUGGAAAGGAAGCAGUGGGAGCUGCUCUCAUCCAGCUGUGAGGUGACAAGUCCCGUUGCUUUGCAGCCUGCCCAAGUGCUGUUUAACUUGAUGGGUGAUGUCCAGGCUGUGGGGGGAGCUUGCAGGGGUGGAAAGGGAGUGCUUGGUGUCUCCAUCCUGAGCCUUCAGCUCCCUCAUCCAGUAAACCCCAGCGGCUUUGUGGAGCUGCUUCCCUGCAGCACCAGGGAGCAGUGGGUGAACCCAGGGCAGGGGCACCAUCGCCCAGCCCUGCUCUGGCUCUCCCUGCAGCCCUGGCACCGAGUGAGCAAGAGCAGAAGGCUUAAACCCAGACUCCAAAUUAAAAAUAAUUCUCUUAGUAGAUGAACUUGUAUUUUCCGUUUUUUUUUUUUUCUUUGCACAGAAGCUGGUAAUUUAGGACCUCCGUGUGAACAACUUUAUAUGCUAUUUUUUGUACUCGGUUUACUCGGGUUGGUAUGAGAUGUUCUAUUUAAGUUCUUUGAACACUGUGGAUACCCUGGUGUGUAUGAGUAGCAGAGGCUUUGUAACUUAAGAUAUGUUUGUGUGAAUAAAGCUGUUUGAUGGGGUUGAAAAGCCACACACAAA